GUGUGAAAACAACACCCCACUAUACCUAAUGUGUCUCAUCUUCUCUAUUUAAACAAACAUCUUCUCAACUCAAGUAAUUAACAAGAUACUCUCUUAAUUAAAAUGGCUUUAGAAACAAAAGAAGAAGAAGAAAUAGUUGUGAUGAACAUGGAUAAUUUUCAAGAGAUCCAUGUUUCUAAUCAUCCUACUAUACCACAACUCCAAAACCAGAAACAUCAAAAGUUUCAAAGAAGCUGAAAUUGCCAAACAACAGUGAAAAGAGAGCGUCGAAGCUUAAAUCUAUGCUUGAGAACAAUCACUUUAUAAAAAUCUUCCUCUUGUUUACUACUUUGCUCGGCACUUCCAUGGUCAUCGGUGAUGGUGUUCUCACACCUUGCAUAUCUGUUUUAUCUGCAGUUGGAGGGAUCAAGGAAGCUGCUAGCAAAAUAAGUGAGGAUCAAAUUGUUUGGAUAUCAGUGGCAAUCUUGAUUGUUCUUUUCAUGGUUCAGAGAUUUGGAACUGAUAAAGUUUGGAUAUGCACAAGCAACACAAGCAAUUAACUUAAAUCCCAAAUCUAAAAACCAUAAAUCCUAAAUCCUAAAUUAUGAACAAAAGUACCUACCCAGAUAUUAUGUAUCAAUUGACCAGAUAUGCAAGGUGUGAGAACACCAUCACCGAUGACCAUGGAAGUGCCAAGCAAAGUAGUAAACAAGAGGAAGAUUUUUAUAAAGUGAUUGUUCUCAAGCAUAGAUUUAAGCUUCGACGCUCUCUUUUCACUGUUGUUUGGCAAUUUCAGCUUCUUUGAAACUUUUGAUGUUUCUGGUUUUGGAGUUGUGGUAUAGUAGGAUGAUUAGAAACAUGGAUCUCUUGAAAAUUAUCCAUGUUCAUCACAACUAUUUCUUCUUCUUCUUUUGUUUCUAAAGCCAUUUUAAUUAAGAGAGUAUCUUGUUAAUUACUUGAGUUGAGAAGAUGUUUGUUUAAAUAGAGAAGAUGAGACACAUUAGGUAUAGUGGGGUGUUGUUUUCACAUGUAUGCCUUGCCCAACCUUCUUGUACCUUCCCCCAAACCCUAUUAAUAGGAUGAUUAUUGGUGUUUGCAUUGAAA
This is a messenger RNA of Lathyrus oleraceus (garden pea), 1083 nucleotides long. RefSeq names its product potassium transporter 5. Gene Ontology annotation, molecular function: potassium ion transmembrane transporter activity. NCBI's taxonomy places the organism in Eukaryota, Viridiplantae, Streptophyta, Magnoliopsida, Fabales, Fabaceae. Gene Ontology annotation, biological process: potassium ion transmembrane transport. The transcript is spliced from 3 exons. The record is from RefSeq and is a predicted model, not a curated record. The coding region runs from base 282 to 539 and encodes 85 amino acids. Gene Ontology annotation, cellular component: membrane.